This is a messenger RNA of Penicillium paradoxum, 474 nucleotides long. RefSeq lists its product as uncharacterized. The record is from RefSeq and is a predicted model, not a curated record. Bases 1 to 474 code for a protein of 157 amino acids. Lineage: Eukaryota; Fungi; Ascomycota; Eurotiomycetes; Eurotiales; Aspergillaceae. The transcript has a single exon.
AUGAAGUAUACCAUUCCUACCAUGGCCAUUCUGGCUAGUUUGUUCAGCCAAACAAUGGCCCUGAAGAACAACGAAGUCUACUCCAUCGAGUCCCCAGGCUCUGGAGAUGUCUGGGGCAUCCAAAGCUCCAUCGGUAUUAAAUAUGGUGUCGAGCUGGUGCAUCCCGAAGGGAAAGAGGACGAACACUGGCGCUUCAUAUCAUCCGGCUCCGAUUUCUUUUUACAACAUGUCUAUACCCAGGGUAUGCUCGGCUGCCCGGCUGCGAUGAAACAUCGGUGCGAAGUGGACACACUCGGGAACCAGGCGCAGCUUUUCACGGUGACCGAUAAUUCUGAUGGCACAUUCACUUUCCGUCCCUCUGGAAGUCCGCUGGUGUUGGGAACUGAGGAGGGUAGUGAGGUGAAGGCGCGGUCUUCGGGUCCGUCAGUCGAUGCGGCCUUCCGGCUACGUCGGGUCGCGAGUAAAUGUGAGUAA